This is a messenger RNA of Botrytis fragariae, 1431 nucleotides long. RefSeq lists its product as uncharacterized. NCBI's taxonomy places the organism in Eukaryota, Fungi, Ascomycota, Leotiomycetes, Helotiales, Sclerotiniaceae. The coding region runs from base 1 to 1431 and encodes 476 amino acids. The record is from RefSeq and is a predicted model, not a curated record. The transcript has 4 exons.
AUGACUUCCUACAUGAAAAAGCACUGCAAGUCAAUCAGUCGUCGCAUCUCUGAGGUGUCAAAUUUGAAAGAAUUGUCAGAGAGGAGGUCGUCCUUGAAACCACCCCCUCUUGAAACCCCGAACCGAGACAAAGCAACCCCAGAAGAUCAGACGCCACAAGGCUUGCUGCUUUCCCGGAAUGCAAUAUCAGACAAGACUCCCAAGAAUGUAGCUACUCCCAAGAACAAGAAUACUAACACAACAUCUCCUUCACUCAAAAAAUCCAGAGAACCAAGCUCAACCUCUUCCGAAUCAACCAUCAUUAAUACAACCAUCUCGCCCAUCCCUCCACCAUCACCACCACCACCACCAAAUCCAACAAAAACGGUCCUGACGAAAAAUACCAAAUUAACUCUCACCUGCUUUUCGAAUCCUCUUUCCCGGGCCACACAUACGUAUCCGUGCAUCUCCAACGCCUCCAACACGUUUCAUAUUCCAUCCCUCGACCCCACGCACCGUUUCGAGAGCGCACUCAUCGAUAUCAAAGUCCGUGAUCAGAAAGGAAAUUUGAGAUUUCUCAAAUACGCGCCGCAUCAAGCAUAUGGGAAGAUAAGCACAGAGAGUUUGAAAUGGAAUUUUCAGUUAGGGUCUUCGUUGGGAGUAACGCAGGGACCGGCAAAUGUGUGUGUGAGGCCGAGUAUUGGCGAGGAGAAAAGUAAGGUUAUGGGGUCGAUGAUGAAGAUACAAGGUUCCACACGAAGCACCUUUCACCAUUCGACUCGUUAUUCGGAUACACUCCUUCAUUUUUCGCUCGAGGAAAACGUACAGCAGGAAUCGGGACUUCCGCGGGAAUUCACAUUUGUGUUUUUGCUUGAGAGACCAAGUGAAAAACAAUAUCCGCCUGUUCAUACAUUUCAUUCUUCUAAACUUCAAACGCUUGAGCAUAGUAUCUCUGAGAAAUUGAGAAGUAUGAGUGGGAGAGGAAAUAAAGAUAGGGAUGGAGAAGAAAAAUGCAUGGAAUAUCAAUGUGAAGAUCUGGCUGGGGAAAAAAGCACACCGAAAUUAGAAGUUGAGAGAUUAGAUGGGGAUUUAGAGGAGAUAUUUGGGGAAGUAGAAUUUGAAAUUGGGAUUGAACCUCAAAUAUCCAACACCCUCUCCCUCUCCUCUCUCUCCUCCCCGCUUCCUGCAAUUUCCCACACAGGCGGUUCAGUCCAUAAUAACGCAGCACACACCGAAACCACAAGAGUCCUCGGAGAAGUAGGUCAGAAAUUUCCAACCGAGGGAACACUCGAUAGUAUGGGAAAAGCUGAACACGAAGAGGCCAUUGUGCAUGGAUUGUAUAAUUUUGCAAAGUUGGGAGGGGCGUUUGAGGAACAGGUUAGCUUGCCGGGGGAGAGUGUAGGGAGUAGAGUGCCGGAGUUGGAUGGUGGAGGUACUGCGGGUGGAAAAUAG